CUCUCCUCAGUCUCCUCCCUGCUCUGCCUUAUGAUUCCAGCUGCGCAUUGAGCACAAACUUUACGGUCAAUCAAACGGAUGGAGGGAGAGAGGGAGGGAGGGAGAGAGAGAGAGGGAGAGAGAGAAGUAGCAAAUCAUGAAUGAUGCUGCCAGUACAGACAACAUGGCAAUGUAUAGCGAUAGACCAAUGCUUUAAAGCGUGAUAAACAUGCAUGAUCUCAAGUUACAUACAAACACGUCUAUUGGACUCACAUACGGCUACGGUCACAUUUCAACCGGGCAGAACGCCUAUUAACCGGCAUCACCGACCCCCCACCCCCCUCAAACAGCUUCCGUGGAUCUCGUCUAAUUGCACCGUGGUCUCAGAGUGAGUGGAGGCGGACCGACGAGCUCUGGUCUGUGCUGGUCUGUCUUGGUGUGAGGCUUUGGACUGAUGUCUCUGCCUGUCAGGAAUUUAAAGUGUCUCUCGCCGGUCAUGUGCCAGUGUAAGGUCAUCUGCAGCAACCGGACCCUCUCCCUCAUGUUCGGGUGCAAGAAGUACAGGUACCAGGAUGAGGAGACGCCCCCCUUGGAGCACAGUCCAGCACAUCUGGCUCCAGGGAAAAGUGCCGAGAUGCUUCAUAUGAGUGACAAGAACCUUGCUGCCAUGGAGGCCAUACAUGGCUACACACCACACACACAUAUCUCUCCUGUCAAGCCUGUGUUGAUGUCUACGGGACACACUCCAAUGUACACCUCUGCUGUUUCCACACUGGGAAAUACUCCUCCAGUGGUGGUGAACACUGACACGCUCGAUGGCUCCCCAUAUGUGAAUGGGACAGAAGGGGAAAUCGAGUAUGAGGAGAUCACACUGGAGAGAGGUAACUCAGGCCUGGGCUUCAGCAUUGCGGGGGGAACAGACAACCCCCAUGUGGGCGACGACCCCAGCAUCUUCAUCACCAAAAUCAUACCUGGAGGAGCCGCGGCUCAGGAUGGACGGCUGAGUGUGAAUGACUGCAUCCUAUUUGUGAAUGAUGUUGAUGUGAGGGAGGUGACACACAGCCAAGCUGUGGAGGCUCUUAAGGAGGCAGGUGCUAUCGUCCGCCUCUACGUUCUCCGCAGAAAACCAGCAGCUGAGAAAGUCACUGAAAUCAAACUCAUCAAAGGGCCUAAAGGAUUGGGUUUCAGCAUUGCUGGAGGGGUGGGAAACCAGCACAUACCAGGAGAUAACAGUAUCUAUGUCACCAAGAUCAUUGAAGGCGGGGCAGCUCAUAAAGAUGGGCGUCUGCAGAUCGGGGACAAGAUCUUAGCGGUGAACAACGUGUGUCUGGAGGACGUGAUGCAUGAGGAUGCGGUGGGGGCUCUGAAGAACACAGCCGAGGUGGUGUACCUCAGGGUGGCCAAGCCCAACAACCUGUUCCUGACCAACUCCUACAACCCUCCAGACCUCACCAGCACAUAUUCCCAUAUGGAUACUGAACUCAGCCACCCCAACUAUCUUGGGUCAGAUUACCCACAAGCCCUCACUCCCACCUCACCUAGUCGGUUCUCUCCUGUUCUGCAUGGCAUGAUGGGAGAUGAUGACAUCCCCAGGGAGCCUCGCAGAGUUUUGAUCCACCGAGGCUCCACAGGUCUGGGAUUCAACAUAGUUGGAGGAGAAGAUGGAGAGGGAAUCUUUAUAUCCUUCAUCCUGGCAGGAGGGCCAGCUGACCUCAGUGGAGAGCUGCACAAGGGCGAUCAGAUCCUCAGUGUGAACGGCGUGGACCUGCGAAUGGCCACACACGAACAGGCAGCUGCAGCUCUGAAGAACGCUGGCCAGACCGUGACCAUCAUCGCUCAGUACCGACCCGAUGAGUACAGCCGCUUUGAGGCGAAGAUCCAUGACUUGAGGGAACAGCUGAUGAACAGCAGCAUGGGCUCUGGGACCACGACACUAAGGAGCAACCCAAAGAGAGGCUUCUACAUCAGGGCUCUUUUUGACUAUGACAAGACUGCAGACUGUGGCUUCCUCAGUCAAGCACUUGGCUUCAAGUUUGGGGAUGUGCUGCAUGUGUUGGACUGCGGAGACGAGGAGUGGUGGCAGGCCCGUAAAGUCAGCCCCCAAAAUGAGGCUGAAGAGGUUGGCUUCAUCCCCAGCAAGCACAGGGUGGAAAGAAAAGAGUGGUCUCGUGUUAACACCAAAGAGAGGGACCAUGGUCGAGACACCUUGAGCACUCAAGGGAGAGAUAAAACAUCACACAGUUACGAAACAGUCACCCAAGUGGAAGUUCAUUAUGCGAGGCCCAUCAUCAUUCUGGGUCCUGUGAAGGACAGGAUAAAUGACGACCUGUUGUCUGAAUUCCCUGAUAAGUUUGGAUCUUGUGUCCCACACACUACGCGGCCCAAGAGGGAAUAUGAGGUGGAUGGACGGGACUAUCACUUUGUGUCGUCACGGGAGCAGAUGGAGAAGGACAUUCAGAGCCAUCGGUUCAUCGAGGCGGGCCAGUACAACAGUCACCUGUAUGGCACCAGUGUCCAGAGUGUUCGUGAAGUGGCUGAGCAGCAGGGAAAACACUGCAUCCUGGAUGUAUCAGCCAACGCUGUGCGCAGACUACAAGCAGCUCAGCUUCAUCCCAUCGCCAUCUUUGUCCGGCCUAAGUCGCUGGAGAAUGUCCUAGAGAUCAACACUCGCCUGACAGAGGAGCAGGCCAGGAAAGGAAUGGACCGAGCCCUCAAACUAGAGCAAGACUUUCUAGAGUGUUUCUCCGCUGUCGUGGAAGGGGACAGCUUUGAAGAGGUCUACCACAAAGUAAAGACAGUGAUCGAGGAGCAAUCAGGGCCUUACAUCUGGAUCCCCACUCGGGAGAGGCUGUGAUGCUGCACCCGCCCCGACCCCCCCCGUCCCCACCCAGCCCCCUCCCUUACGACCGCCAACCGACACCACCACCACCAACACCACCACCACCACCGCCAACAACACCCCUUUCACCCUCACAGCCAAGCCAGCCUCGCCUGCCUGCCUGCCUGUCUGUCCAUCCUCCAGUAAAGUCAGUGCUUAGGCAAUCACUGAGAAUGACACAGAGAGACAAACGCAUACGAAGACAAACACAGAAACAGAGACAAACACAGGAAGUGAUACAGCGAGGCAAAAGAACGAUACCAAAUAAGAGACUCUGAGACAGAUGCGAACACAGUGAGUGUGUAAUUAGACUGAAAGAGACGAAGAGAAAAGACUUAAUCAGUAUUCCACUUUAAUGAGGCAGGGCUGAGUAUUGAAGCCCCGUUCACACUUAGCAUUAAAAUGCAUCUUGGCCGCAAGUGGACAGCUCUAAAUACAGCUGUGACUGCACCCAAAACUGGGGAUGCAAAUGUCCUAAGCACAGUUGAUUUAGCGAUGCCAGACAACUUGGUGUGUAAUGUGUGUUUUGUUUUCUUUCUGUUUAGAUGCAGUUGCAGUUUCCCAGCAGAUGAAAUCAAAUGUGAAGCGGAAUCCAAUCAUUAAGUUAGAUAUCUCUGAUGCAUUUUAAUGUCAGGUGUGAACCGCAGUCCACGUCAUCUGGAUCUAGACACGAUCUGGAUACACUCAGACACAGGAGACAUUAGGUCUGAGCAGGGCUUGAAAGAGAGUAGAGGGUGACCCAGCAGGGACGGACCUCGAGGUAGUAUUAAGACCACCUCAACCCUCCCUGUCCCUUGGAAGUGUCACACUCACAGCCCCCCACACUGAACACCUCUGCGCGCCUAUGUCUGAGAUGGAGGUGCCCAAAAAGACGCUGGCCCCUCUUUUUAUAUCACCUCCUGGCUUUCUCUCCUCCUCCUCCUGUCAGCUCUGCCUUGUUUCAGGACAGGAAUGGGGGAAGACUGAGAAUAGGGGGCCCAGAUCCUGUUGAGUCCCUCUUGACCAGGAGUCCUUCUUUUUUUUUUCUUUUCUUUUUUUUCUCUUUUGGUUUUUUCUUCUUGGUUCUGGGUGUGGACUCAGAAUUACACCUCAGCAACCAAGACUGACAUUUGCUCAAUCACCCAUGUUGAAUAUUGCGAGGCAUUAUUUAAAGGCAGUUCAAAUAAUUAUAAUGAUAAAAACUCAUAUGCUGAAUUUGUGCAUGCAUCCUCAAAGACAAUGGAGACAGGAGAGAAAAAGAAUGGAAAAAUCUGACUAAAAAAAAAAAAAGAAAAGAGAAAACUAUACAAUAAAAAGAAAGGUGAGUUAGUAGGGUGUGUUCUCCUUUGCCACCUCCUUAUUGUGGAGGAGUUUUUUAGCAUGUCUCAUGAAGGAAGAAGAGAAGAGAGAUGAGGUCGUGAGACAUAGUCACGAGAGGCCAGUCCCGAGCACAGUAGAUGCUCUUACAUCUUGCCUCCGCUCUCUUAUGCACACACACUCAUGCACCAACACACACACACUCACAACACUCUCACACCUAUCCACCGAUACACAGGUGCACACACGUAGAGUUAUAACCUCAGCUGUAACCUAGCACACUCCUCUACAGGGGGUGGGGUGGGGGGCACUGGCUGUUCUGACCUGCUAGUCAGAAUCCAGGAUGAAUGUUAUCUCUCUAGGCACAAACAGCAGAGCUGUUAGCUUCAUCGCGCCACAGCCAACUCACCGAUCACUCUUCCAAAAGAAUCCUCUCAGCCACAGACGUACACACUGUUUCCAGUGGCUGCAGUAAAAGCCAUGGCGCGUGUGUGUGGGUGUGUGUCUGUGUGAGCUUGCGUGUGUGUGCGUGCGUGCGUCUUCGUGUGUGCACAUUCGUGCACAUUCAUGUGUGGAAACUCCUCUGUGUGGGAGGAAUAGGUCUUCUUUUAUUCUCUCUCUUCCACUUUUUCUCUGCUUCUAUCUCCCUCUUGUGUCCACACAAAUUAAAGCUAAGUCAUGUUUAACAAAUAAAUGGCCUAUAUAUAUAAAUAUAAAUAUAAAUAUAUAUAUAUAUAUCUUUUUUAUGACAAUUUCUAACGGGACUAAGUCUGUAAAAAUCAACAUCUACAAACAAUAUUCCAUUGAUUUCUUUGGGUAAUAUUGCUGUUUGGUUGUUGAAUUUACUCACGUUCCCAUUUUAUUGUUGUAAAACGCAGCAAAAAGAAAUAACUGAACCAUAGGAGUCGAUGUGAAGCAGACCUCACACUAGAGCUUUGAACUGGCAUAUCUGACAUGUUCUUGUGUACAUUGAGAAUGAAUUGAGGCACAUGUACAAUGCAGCUGUGUGUGUGUGUGCGACAGUGUGAGUGUGCAUAUGUGUGUUUGCCGCUUGUGUGUGUAGGUGACAAGAGCCUAUAUAAUAUAGAAAUGAUAUUAUAUGAGAACAUCUAUCCUUUAUAACAUCCACUGGUGAUUAUAAUGUAUAAUACAUAAAUGAGUGGUGUGUGUGUGAGUGUGAAUGUGUGUGCGCAUGUGUGUGUGUGCCAGAGCGAGAGAUUGAGACACACACACGAAGAUGUAGUGCAAUACUGCUAUGAUGUUAUGCAAUGAAGAUGGUUUUAACAUGUGUCUAAGAGUAAAAGAGUAUUUAUAAAGUUUGCACUGACGGCAUUAUAUGCUACAGGUAUCAGCAGGAAAAAAAGAUGGCAAAGUAAAAAGACUCCCAAGGGUUUAUGAGCAUGUGUUUGUGUUUACUUAUAAUUUGUCCUGAAUUAUAAGAGUGAAGGUGGAAGUAUUGAUGGAAGUGACCAUUCAUAUUUAUUGUUUGUUUAUUUUUUGCUCACUUGCUUCUCUCAGCUCAUGGUGGAAAAGCUGGAGCCUGUGAAUGACAAGUAUCAAGUUUUUGUUUUUGUUUAUGACUUGUUAUUUAUUUAGAAUUGUCACUUGGUUCCAUCUCAAGUCUGUAUAUUUUUGUAAUUUUUUUAAUUUAUUUUUUUCUUGUUUUCCACAUUGAGAGAGCUUUUGGGUCUCGGCCAGAAAUGCUGUAAAUAUAAUAGAGAUGUUGAAGUGCCGUGUGGCUUUAGGUUUAGCCGUGCACACUGCUGAAUCGAUGCAAGUACAGAAUCCAUCAGAGCCACAGCCCAGUUUAACUGCUCAAAAAAAAAAGCAAAACAAAACAACAACAACAAAAAAAAUAACACACAGAAACAACAUCUGCACACUCCGGGUGGGCAACACACACACACACACACACACACACACUCAAAGAUAUCAGCACGUCCACACAUCCAUUUACAUUCACACAUUGAUAAAGCCACAGAAACAACAACACAUGACAACACAUCCAUGAAUGGAAUAAUAUGUUUUCAAUUUCUUUAUUUGAGGGUUCAAUGUAUUUCUUAAUAUCUCUCUCAGCCAUCCGUAUCAUAGUGUGAUAUUCCUUAUAAAAUAUAUGAAUUUUUACAGAAAAGACUGAUUACAAACUUACAACAAAGUCAACUGAUGCAGAAAAAUAUAUUUAACAAUGACAAUAUCAAGCAAAAUAAAAUGUUCCAGUUCAGUGAAGCGCUUGUUGUAAAUUAGCUAUAAAAUAAUAAAAUGAAUUUAAAAAUGCUUUCUGAAAAA
Molecule: messenger RNA, 6439 nt
Organism: Lates calcarifer (barramundi perch)
Lineage: Eukaryota; Metazoa; Chordata; Actinopteri; Centropomidae
Gene: dlg4a
Product: disks large homolog 4
Exons: 22
Coding region: 434-2833 (799 amino acids)
Biological process (GO): postsynaptic neurotransmitter receptor diffusion trapping; chemical synaptic transmission; AMPA glutamate receptor clustering
Cellular component (GO): neuron projection; neuromuscular junction; postsynaptic density membrane
Molecular function (GO): kinase binding
Source: RefSeq, a predicted model, not a curated record